CUGCGCGACAACACACCAACGCUUUCGAAAAUGGCGUCGCAGCUCCUGCCUCUGGAAUUGAUCGACAAGUGCGUCGGGUCCAAGAUAUGGGUGGUCAUGAAGGGCGACAAGGAGUUCAGCGGAACUCUGCUCGGAUUCGAUGACUACGUCAAUAUGGUUCUGGAGGAUGUCACUGAAUUCGAUUACGCCGGCAACAAGACGAAUCUCUCCAAGAUUCUACUGAACGGCAACAACAUCUGCAUGUUAAUUCCUGGUGGGGAGGGCCCGACUGGGGUUUAAAUCUAAACGAUUUCGUUUCAGACCACGUUUGUGGGGUUUGGAACCACACUCGGACUGCUGAGAUGCCCAGUGCCAAGACCAUUAUGAUCUAUCAAUACGGUCACACGAUAGUCGUGGCAUGAGCAGAUGGGAUGGCCUACCUAUGCUGGUCUCGGAACUCAUCAUAGAAGACGGUCUUGUCUCUGCAACGUGGUCGGCGUCCUGGUAAUGAAUAUCUGCCUGAAACAAUACUCUGCCCUCGAGCAGGUACAACUAGAUGAAUUCAAAAUAGCGUGUUAUGCCGACACUGUUCUACUAGGGCU
Aplosporella prunicola CBS 121167 is the source of this 581-nucleotide messenger RNA. RefSeq lists its product as uncharacterized. The record is from RefSeq and is a predicted model, not a curated record. Gene Ontology annotation, biological process: mRNA splicing, via spliceosome. Bases 31 to 279 code for a protein of 82 amino acids. The transcript is spliced from 6 exons. Gene Ontology annotation, molecular function: RNA binding. Lineage: Eukaryota; Fungi; Ascomycota; Dothideomycetes; Botryosphaeriales; Aplosporellaceae. Gene Ontology annotation, cellular component: U6 snRNP; U4/U6 x U5 tri-snRNP complex; Lsm1-7-Pat1 complex.